AUGCAACAGAAAGUGGAUGCCGGUUUGGACCAGUAUUUGGCGGCAGAGCUCAUUCAACAUUCCACAUCUCCGUGGGCUUCUCCUUUGCUUGUCAUCCCCAAGAAGGACGGAUCGGUUCGCAUCACCGUCAACUACAAACGUCUCAACGCUCUGGUGGAUCUGGAUGGACAACCUCUCCCUCGGGUGGACGAUAUCCUGGAUUUUCUUUACACCGGGAAAGUGUUCUCCAUCUUCGACCUCAACUCGGCUUUCCACCAGAUCGAAAGUGAUGAAGACACUGUCCCGCUCACCGCCUUUUGCACUCCCACGCAGUUGUUCGAAUGGCUUCGGAUGCCGCAGGGCGCCAACGCAAGUCCGUCUUGGUUCGUCAAGGUCAUCAACAGAGUGGUGCACGGUCUGGAGCGUGUGCUUGCUUAUCUGGACGAUGUCAUCUGUUUCGAUGAGGAACCUCUGGGACACGUGCUGAACUUGAUCGAGUUCUUCAAACGACUGCGACAGUACAACCUCAAACUGUCUCCAGGGAAGGGUCGCGUCGGCGCCACGCACGCCAACUUUCUCGGUCACACCAUCUCUCCGGCCGGUGUUAGCCCUGAUGGCGUCAAGGUUAGGGCGCUCACGCACAUGCCGCCGCCGACGAAUGUUACGCAGCUUCGGAGCCUUCUCGGUGGACUCAGUUACUACCGGAAAUUCCUCAAGAAUCUCGCCACCAAGGUGCGACCUCUCAACUCUCUUCUCAAACAAGGCGUUCCCUUCAAGUACACCCCGGGCAUGGUCGAGGUUGUCAAAACGUUGUUGAGCGAACUCGCUCGCCCCCCGAUUUUGGUCUUCCCGGAUUGGGAAGCAAUCGAGGACAACAGCCGUCCUCUUCGUUUGUGUUCCGACGCGUGUAUCGACGACUUUGGGGCCUCCUUGGAACAAGAAGAGCUCGAUGGCUCGAUGAGACCCAUCGUGUACAUCAGCCGCGCUACUCUUCAUGCGGAGCGUAACUGGACCGUUGUGGAUCUGGAGGCUGGUGGCAUUGGGCCUGGUACGGUCGUCGGCGUCGACUUCUUCGGACCUCUGCCAGUGACUGCCAAGAGAAACUCCUACAUUUUGUUGUUCACAGACGGUUUCAGUCGGAGAGCCAACAUGUUCGCAGUUACAGCGGCGGAAUUUACGGCGAAAGGGACGACUCACAUCUUCGUCAACCAAUACAUGACCAAGUGGGGAUGUCCGACUACGUUUUUGCCGGACAACGGACUGCAUUUCUGCUCGAAGCUCUCCAUGGCGAUCUACGAGGUGAUGAAGAUCAAGAAGUUUACCGUUGGCGGGUGGGCUUGGGUGUACAACACGGCUGCAAUUAUUCGACAGGGUGUGCAGAAGGACACGGACCAACAGGUGCUCAAGGCCAAAUUCGCACUUUCCUGGACGGGGCCCUGCAAAGUUCUUGCGGUGGGUCCCACCUCCGCCGACGCCGCUCCGGACGGCCGCCCGUUGGCGCGUAAACUCCUCUACCUGGACUUGCCUUCCGAUCUUUCCGGCCCAGCAGCUCGAUGUCGCGUGUCUGUCCUUCGUUACAAGCCCUGUGGUAAUCCGUACGAGACGGACGACUUGCAGCAAUCUCUACCCGCCGAGCUUUCGCGUUAUGUUCUGCACUCUCUCGGAGAUACAUGUCCACCUUUCCACGUCACCGCGGAUGAUGUGUCGUUGCCUGUCGGGCGCCUCGAGGUCGACCAAAUCUCGGGACAUGAACUGGUGCGGGGCCGUAGCGGCGUUCUCCCCGUCCUGUACCAGACGCAGUGGUUAGGCCUUCCUACUCCUUCAUGGGAACGGGAAUCCGACCUUGAUCAAUUUCGUCGACACAUCCUCUUGUACUGGUCCCGGGAGGUCUGCCAAAGCAAGCAAGGGCGGCUCGUACAUCGUUCGAUUUUUGGGUGA
Ectocarpus sp. CCAP 1310/34 is the source of this 1917-nucleotide messenger RNA. Lineage: Eukaryota; Phaeophyceae; Ectocarpales; Ectocarpaceae. The record is from the annotation of a GenBank genome assembly.